AUUUGGUCCCAUCUAACACAAAUAAAAUAAAAAUAAAAAAAACUCAAGUGCUUCAUUUCAUAAUUCAUACCCUUCUCAGUUCUCUGCCCAAUAUACAAAAUUUCAAUUUCAAAUCAAUCAAAUUUUCAAAUCUUUCUCUCUCCAACUUUCGCCAUUUUACCCCUCUUUCUACUUUCUCUCUCCUCUUCUACCUCAAUUUGAAUAUCUUUCAGCUCAAUUUGCGAUUCAUUUCAAUCAAUGUUCAUAUUUUCCAAUUUCUCUCUCGCAUUUGCCCUAAUUUCGUCGCAAAUUUGAAUUUCUAGGUUAAAGUUUUCCCCAAAUUGUUGCGAUUAUAAUGGAGAAUAACGGCGAUGGAAAGAGUUCAUCAACACACGACAAAGAAUGUGUUCGUGUUGCUGUAAAUAUUCGUCCAUUAAUUACUCCUGAGCUUAUUAUUGGUUGUACCGAUUGUAUUACAGUUUUUCCAGGCGAACCUCAGGUGCAAAUUGGUUCUCAUUCGUUUACAUUCGAUUACGUUUACGGAAAUGGAGGAACUCAGUGUUCUAGAAUAUUCGACGACUGUGUUGCGCCUUUAAUUGAUGCUUUGUUCAAGGGAUAUAAUGGGACAGUGCUUGCUUAUGGACAGACGGGUUCGGGGAAAACUUACACAAUGGGAACAAACUAUAAUGGGGAAGACAAUGCUGGUGGAAUUAUACCUCAAGUAAUGCAGAAGAUUUUUUCUGGAGUCGAGUCCAACAGGGGUUCUACUGAGUUUCUUAUUCGGGUGUCAUUUAUUGAGAUAUUCAAAGAGGAAGUGUUUGAUCUUCUUGACCCAAACCCACCUGCAACUUCUAAAAGUGAAGCAACAAAGCCUAGUGGGCCUGCGAGAGCUCCCAUACAUAUUAGAGAAACAGUUAAUGGUGGCAUUACACUAGCUGGUGUCACAGAGGCAGAGGUGAGGACAAAGGAGGAGAUGGCGUCAUACUUGACGCGUGGGUCUUUGGCUCGUGCUACCGGUAGCACUAACAUGAAUAGCCAAUCGAGUCGGUCUCAUGCAAUUUUUACAAUAGCUAUGGAGCAAAAGAAGAUCGCCAAAUGUUCAGAAGGGCCAAAUGGUGACACGAGUGAUGACAUAUUGAGCGCAAAGCUUCACUUGGUUGACCUUGCUGGUUCUGAACGAGCCAAACGGACUGGUGCAGAUGGAAUGCGUCUAAAGGAAGGCAUUCACAUCAACAAGGGAUUGCUAUCCCUUGGGAAUGUAAUUAGCGCGCUAGGAGAUGAAAAGAAAAGGAAAGAGGGAGGGCAUGUUCCAUACCGUGAUAGCAAACUCACCCGCCUAUUACAGGAUUCGCUGGGAGGAAAUAGCAAAACUGUAAUGAUUGCGUGUGUUAGCCCUGCCGACACAAAUGCUGAGGAAACACUCAAUACUCUUAAGUAUGCAAAUCGUGCUCGUAAUAUCCAAAAUAAGGCAGUCAUAAACCGUGAUCCAGUUGCAGCUCAGAUGCAAAUAAUGCGCAGUCAAAUAGAGCAGCUUCAGACGGAGCUUCUCUAUUACCGUGGUGACUCAAGUGUAUCUUUUGAUGAGCUUCAGAUUUUGAAGCACAAGAUAUCAUUACUUGAAGCAAGCAAUGCCGAGCUGCAACGUGAACUGAAAGAACGCAGCAUUAGUUGUGAGAAUUUAGCUCAGCGUGCUCUUGAUGCUCAGGUUGAAAAAGAUCAGCUGAUCAUGAAACUCGAAGCUGCAAGGAAGGGCAAAUCGUGGGAUGAGAUUGAUUCUUUGGGGAAUCAGGAAAUCGAUUUGGUCAAGAGUUACGUGUCAAAAAUUCAAGAAUUAGAGCGAGAGUUGGUGCGACUUCAGAAUGUGAAUGGAGUGAAACAGGAUGGUUUUCAUGAGUCUUUUGACUCAGACGAUGAAGUACUACCCUCAAAGAGUUCCUACUUAGCCAAUCUGAGUGAGCACUCAUCUGAAUCUGAUGCAAAAGAGAUGGCAGGUGAUGAGUUUCAAGAGAAGGAGCUAGAGCAUUCCUCUCUACAAGAAAAGUUAGACAUGGAACUAAAAGAAUUAGACAAGAAACUUCAACAAAAGGAGGCUGAGAUGAAGCGGUUUGCUGGUUCUGAAUCCUCUGUUCUGAAACAACAUUAUGAAAAAAAAGUUCUUGAAUUGGAACACGAAAAGAAGGCAUUGCAGAAAGAAAUUGAGGACCUGAGGCAUAAGCUUGGUAGUAUCUCAUCAACCUCUGAUGUCGGUGCUCAAAGGCUCAAGGAAGAAUACCUUCAGAAGCUAAAUGUACUUGAAUCACAGGUUUCUGAGCUAAAAAAGAAACAAGAAGCUCAAGCUCAAAUUUUGAGACAAAAGCAGAAGAGUGAUGAUGCAGCGAAGAGGUUGCAGGAUGAGAUACAUCGCAUAAAAACUCAGAAGGUUCAAUUGCAAAACAAGAUUAAGCAAGAGUCCGAACAAUUUAGGUUGUGGAAGGCAUCGCGGGAAAAGGAGGUUCUUCAGCUUAAGAAAGAGGGAAGGAGGAAUGAGUACGAGAUGCACAAAUUAUUGGCACUGAAUCAGAGGCAAAAGAUGGUUUUGCAACGUAAGACUGAAGAGGCAUCUAUGGCUACAAAACGACUGAAAGAGCUACUUGAGUCUCGCAAAGCUGCCCCCCGAGACGUCUCUGCUGCCGGUAAUGCCAAUGGUCCUGGAGCUCAGGCAUUAAUGCAAGGAAUUGAGCAUGAACUUGAAGUCACAGUAUGGGUACAUGAAGUUCGCUCUCAAUAUGAGCGCCAAAUGGAAGAGAGAACCAAGAUGGCACAAGAGAUUGCAAGGCUGAAGGAAGAAGCAGAAAUGCUGAAGCAGAAUAAUUUGAGUGAAUGCCCCGAAACCAUGUCCCCUGGUGCAAGAAACUCAAGGAUUUUUGCUCUUGAAAAUAUGCUUGCAACUUCCUCGAGCACUUUAGUCUCAAUGGCUUCACAACUAUCCGAGGCAGAAGAACGUGAGCGCGUCUUUAGUGGUAGAGGACGCUGGAACCAAGUUCGAUCUCUUGCUGAAGCAAAGAAUCUGAUGAAUUAUUUGUUCAAUUUGGCUUCAUCCUCCAGAUGCAUGGCACGAGAUAGGGAACUCGAUUGCAGAGAGAAAGACUCUGAGAUAAAGGACUUGAAAGAGAAGGUCGUCAAACUCAACAGUUUUGUUAGACAAAUGGAAAAACAAAAUGCAGAACUCAAGCUGCAGAUGCAGCAGGUAAUUGCAGUCUAUGGAGAAUUACGCACAUAUGACUUGCGACAGGGUCCUAGGAGCUCUGGAUUUUUCAAGUUUUCUGGUAACAGUUCAGAGCUGUUGGAGGAUAUGGAUACAUCUGAAUCAGAGCAUUCUCAAUCUGGUGAGGAAUCUGCUGACGAGUGGGUACAUCCCAUGUUUAUAGUAAAGAAAAGGAAUUCAAGGAAGGGAGGCCGAUCAGGUACUGAGUCACACUCAUUAGACACAGAUGGUGACGAAAGUAUAAAAAGAGAGGACUCAGUCGACGUUUCUUCAGCAGAAGAGAAUUCAACUACUGCUGUUUGCUGUUCAUGCAGCAAAAGUUCAUUUUGCAAGACCAUGAAAUGUGAGUGCCGUGCUUCUGGAGGAUGUUGCUCAGCAUCCUGUGGCUGCUCCGCAAAUAAAUGCAGUAAUAAAGAAGGUCAAAAACUUAAAGAGCGAGAUAGUGGCAAGCAACCUGAUGAAGUAGAGCACGAGCGUGAUCUUGCCUCACAAGGGGCAACAUUACUACAGAGUGCACUGGCUGAAAUGCCUGCUGAGCAACAUGAAGAAAAGGGUGCCCAAAGGAAGCCAUUGGCUGACAUUGGGAAUACAGCUGCAAAAUCAAAUGCACCAAAACCAAUUAAGAGGAAAAACUGGCGGAAGUCCACCAUUCAGCUUGUUCCUGCAGCGCCAGCUCUAGCGCAAGCUGAGAGUGUAGAGCUUCCGGAAAAGAUGGACAUCAGUGCAGGUGAGAACGUAGAAGCUGGUAAAAAGGUGGAAUGCAGUACUGCAGAAGCAAACAUCCCUUUGAAGUUACCAAGGGCCAUGCGAUCUGCUUCCUCAAACAGCAGCAAUCUUUUGAGAGUCAGGAACUCCGAACGUAGAGAAGAACCUGUCGUACAUAAAGAGUCUGGUGAACCUGCUAGGAGAAGUCCUCUACGGAGACCAAAGAAAUCUGAGGAAAAAGAAAAUUUCGGCCUUUAAUGCAUGAUGAUUUCACAACGUAAUUUAGAUAAUAUGUAGAGAAUUUGGAAAUUAAUGCCAUCACAAGCUUGCUUCUCGGAAAGCGUUUGGAAGAGGAUCGAUCGAUCCUCGAACAAUUGGUAAUUCUUUUUUAGUUUAUUGAAUCGAUGAGGCAACUAUUGAGUGGGUUAGAAAGAAAUCUUUUGUACUUGGAUAGAUUAUUUAGCUACAUUCCCAUAGUUUUAGUUGGUGUGAGUGUAACCUACAAUUGUUGUGUUGCUGGGAAGGAGCAAACUGGAGGUUUUAGUAACCUUAUUGUUGUAUUUACGAGACUACUCAAAUGGCAUAAAGGAAAGAGAUCUGCUUAUUCUUCAA
Molecule: messenger RNA, 4540 nt
Organism: Beta vulgaris subsp. vulgaris (sugar beet)
Lineage: Eukaryota; Viridiplantae; Streptophyta; Magnoliopsida; Caryophyllales; Amaranthaceae
Product: kinesin-like protein KIN-4C
Exons: 27
Coding region: 335-4186 (1283 amino acids)
Biological process (GO): microtubule-based movement; mitotic spindle organization
Molecular function (GO): ATP binding; microtubule motor activity; microtubule binding
Source: RefSeq, a predicted model, not a curated record